AUGGAAAUUGGAGAAUAUGAAGAAACAAUUGGAACAUGCUUUGUUUUCUCCGAAAAUGAAGCUGCCCCUGAGGUUCAUGAAGUAACAGGACCAUCAGAGGAAAACCUCUUUGCUGGCAAACGUAUAGUAGAUUCAGAUCAAACUCCUAGAAAGCAAUUGGAACCAGUUGCUCACCUGCAUAAGAUUCUUAAGUUCAGAAUAUUUGUUGAUGAUGAUGAUGUUCAAGGUGCGACUCCUGAACCAAGAAUUGAAAUUGAAGAAGGGAAAACUUCAAACCCUACUCAAUGAUAUUUAACAUGCAUUCUUCCUAGCGAAUAGAAAGUAGUUGACUAGAUUCAAGCAUAUUCAUGCUCAGAAGUUGCACAGUAAUUUUGACAAUUAACAUGAUAUAUCCCAUAGUAACUAGGUUUUGUGUGCUGCAAUCACUCACUCUCUAUGGUAUAUAUAACUCUAGUCUAAGAUAGGAGGUUUCUGCUGUAUAGCUGAUUGUCCAUGCAGAUCUUUUUAGUCAGUUGUGAACCUCAAUGUCUACGAUAUUGCCAUGAGUUGAACGUUAUUGAAAUCCACAUGUAAAGUUUUAUGAGUUGGAAAUUUGUGUACUAUG
Pistacia vera is the source of this 604-nucleotide messenger RNA. RefSeq lists its product as uncharacterized. Gene Ontology annotation, biological process: transcription by RNA polymerase III. Bases 1 to 288 code for a protein of 95 amino acids. Gene Ontology annotation, cellular component: transcription factor TFIIIC complex. The record is from RefSeq and is a predicted model, not a curated record. NCBI's taxonomy places the organism in Eukaryota, Viridiplantae, Streptophyta, Magnoliopsida, Sapindales, Anacardiaceae. The transcript is spliced from 3 exons.